CCCAGGCCGAGGAGGGAUCAGCGGAGAUCCGAGCCUCGGGCCUCGGAGAGUGGCUGUCCGCUUGCUUCCACAUUUCGUCCGCAGCCCUCGUCCUGUGGCAGGCGCUCGGCUCAGAGAUGAAUCUCAACUUCACCUCUCCUCUCCACCCUGCGUCUUCUCAGAGGCCCACAUCCUUCUUCAUCGAGGACAUCUUGCUGCACAAGCCCAAGCCGCUGAGGGAGGUGGCCCCCGACCAUUUCGCCAGUUCUCUGGCCUCCCGGGUGCCUCUGCUAGACUAUGGCUACCCCCUCAUGCCCACCCCUACCCUUCUGGCUCCUCACGCCCAUCACCCCCUGCAUAAGGGAGACCACCACCACCCCUAUUUCCUGACCACCUCGGGGGUGCCGGUGCCCGCGCUGUUCCCGCACGCGCAGCACGCGGACCUGCCGGGGAAGCACUGCCGCCGCCGAAAAGCUCGCACGGUUUUCUCUGACUCGCAGCUCUCGGGCCUGGAGAAGAGGUUUGAGAUCCAGCGCUACCUGUCCACGCCAGAGCGGGUGGAGCUAGCCACGGCCCUCAGCCUGUCCGAGACGCAGGUGAAAACGUGGUUCCAGAACCGGCGGAUGAAGCAUAAAAAACAGCUGAGGAAAAGUCAAGACGAACCCAAAGCCCCGGACGGACCGGAGAGCCCCCAGGGCAGCCCUCGCGGCUCUGAGGCCGCCGCCGCCGCCGCCGCCGAGGCCCGGCUGAGCCUGCCCGCCGGCCCCUUCGUGCUGACCGAGCCAGAGGACGAGGUGGACAUUGGGGACGAAGGGGAGCUCAGCUCCGGGCCGCACGUGCUGUGAGCCGCCGGGCUGGGACGGGGAGGCGUGGGAGGAGACCGCGGGGCCCCGGCGCAGUUCUCCCCUACGCGGCAAGACUCGGACUGCGGUUCGCGGCGGGGCUCGGAGUCGGCUCCUGCAAGACGCAAACCCACCGGCCGGGCCUCCAGUCCGCGCGGCCCGCCCUAUCCCCGACCCGGCGAGUCGCGCCUGCGUCCGCUCCUUCUGCGCACCGCGGAUCCUCCUCGUGCCGCGGCCCAAACUGGAGCCUGGGCUCGAGGGCCCCGCUCUCUCCUUCUGUGGGGGACGUUUUCCUCCGCCAUAACCGCAGACCCCCGCCUCCCUCGCCUCUCAGCCGCCUGCGCCUGCCCUCGGCUCUGUUCCCCGGGUCCCGCGGGCUCUCCACUCGGACCCUCUGCCCUCGCGUGGGCAGUCGGAGGGGCUGCAGCUACCCGGCCCGGUGUCUGGGGCCUUGCGCUCUGCGCGGAUCACAGCAGAGCCACAGCGUGAUGCUUCGAACGUCUGGGGCCCGGACAGAGUCUCGCGCUGCUCGCCCCGCACCCCACGCCCCCAGCCUAACUCAAAGACUAAGAGAACUCCCUCCUUCUCCGGGCGGCGCUUCCAUUUCCCCCGGCUCCAGCCGCUUCCCACCUAGCCGCUAGCGGAUCUGCACCCCGGGCACUUUGCUGAGUUUGCGGGGGGCCUCGCGCACCGCCGCCCUGGACGCCCUGCCUCCCGCGUACUGAGCGGCGCGCGAGCUCGGCCGCAGGCUCGGGCAGCGAAACCCGCAGAUGGCCAUUUCUGCUUCCCGAACUUGUUGCGCUCGCAUCCCGCAACUCUUCCGCGUCCCGCCGGCUACUGAUAUUUUUAACAGCGAGUGCUCCUCCGGGUGUUAGUGCAUCGCAGGGAAUGCGACGUUUCAGCCAGGUUAAGUUGUAAAGGAGAACGCUCCGAACAGCCUUAAAGGCUAGGGGUUGCGCGCGUGCCCCUGUUUGCGACUAUCUAGGUGGGGCGGGGGUCUGACCGGCUGCCGUAUUACCGCUCUCCUUUUUCCUUGAGAGGUCUCCUACUGGGUUUGCAGUCUCUUUAGGUAAUAAAGGGCUUGCCGGGCAAAACUGGGGACGAACGCACGUUUCCGGGAAUUGCUGGUCACCGUAGACUCCUACGAGCCCGUCUCCUUCCCUCCGUCCUAGGCAGUGUCCUAUGCCCCGUAGGAAAUGAACUUGCUAGGGACCUUUCGCUAACAGAUCUCGUUCCCCCACUCCGGGUUUUGUGGUUUUAAUCAUUAGAAUUAUGGUCUUGGAAAAGGUCACCGACAUUGUGUGUGUGUGUGUGUGUGUGUCCCUGACAUGCUGAAGGGACAGAGAUCUCUUAAUAUUUGCAGUUUGCAAUUACGCUAACGAAGUGUGUGGCGACGCUGCAUACCCAGGACACUUAUCACAUACAGCAAUCAUGCCAGAGGCGACCUCAGCUCCCCAUCUUCCUUUCACUUCCGGUGGUGUAUUUAGAUGAGUGAGCCCAGGAAGGCUGGAAAGAGUAUGCGGGGCGGAGUCCCGACCCCUGCGUGCUAAUCAUUGGAAUCAUUACACUGGUGUGAGCUUGGGUUACAAGCAGUGUUUUUAGUUCCUCAUUUCUCCAAUAAGGGGAUAAAUUCUAAAGAUCCUUCUAGGUCUAAAUUCCAGGAUUCUGUGAGCAUCCAGUCGGUUUUUUAAAUUAAAUAAUUUUUUGGUUUUGUUUUUACAAUAGGCUUGUUGGGGAAAGAUUACCCGAGGCAGAGUAAAGUGUCAGAGAGCUUUACCCAGGCUGCAUCGUGUAGGAGACAAAACCACUGCUUUCUAAAGCAUAAGCAUUGUACAUUGUUUUGGGUUUUCCAAACUGCCCAAUGAGCUUGUGAGUCACAAUCGACAGGGAUAAUUUUUCCUUUUCGUGGAUGAGAAAAUUGAGGCUGGGCAAGAUUGAAAGAUUUACCCGUGGAUUCAAGCUUUGCUAACAGCCCAAGGAGGAUUAAAUAUUCCUUCUAACUCCCUGUUUACUUCUUUUUCCCAUGCAGUUUUAUUAUUAUUUUUUUUUUCUGGUAACAACGCAUCAGUUGGCCUUUUGUCUCCAUCACUUUAAGAACAUGAGUCUCAUUCCAUUCUGUUGUGCAGAUGUGGCUACAGACAGCAGCAAAUCCCGGCUGAGAUCUCUCUCCCACCUCUCUGAUCCAACAAUGACAGUGCCAUUAAAAGGCAGGAGUUUAUGGCAAAUGCUUAAAAGACUUGGUUGCAGAGACCAGAAAACAUGAUUUGUGGAUGAGAAUGUUACUGGUAACCUGAAAGGGAAGGUAGAUAUUAUGACACGAGAUCAGGGAGCUAAGCGGGAAACCUCAAGUUCUUCUGGUGCCAGGAAGAAAAACAAAAACAAAAACAACUAUUAAGCGGGAUUUGGGGAAAAUCUUAAAAUGAGUAGAAAUAUUGUGUAUCUGGGGAAGAGUGUGUGUGUGUGUGUGUGUGUGUGUACACAAACCCCAAAGCACCAGGCAUUUCUGUCUUCCCCUGCCUUCACAAGACGCCAGGGCUUACUCCGGGUCUAGGAGGAGCAGAUUAGGUGCAUCCCAUAUCCUUUUGUCAGGAAAAAGCAGGUGAAUGGGAAACACUGUUGGCUUAUGCACAGCUGUGCCUGGACCUAAGCUUGAUGAGUAUUAAACAUGGGAAGGUGCU
Oryctolagus cuniculus (rabbit) is the source of this 3499-nucleotide messenger RNA. RefSeq names its product brain specific homeobox (gene BSX). The record is from RefSeq and is a predicted model, not a curated record. Lineage: Eukaryota; Metazoa; Chordata; Mammalia; Lagomorpha; Leporidae. Gene Ontology annotation, biological process: regulation of DNA-templated transcription. Gene Ontology annotation, molecular function: DNA binding; DNA-binding transcription factor activity, RNA polymerase II-specific.